Acanthosepion pharaonis is the source of this 639-nucleotide messenger RNA. The record is from the annotation of a GenBank genome assembly. Lineage: Eukaryota; Metazoa; Mollusca; Cephalopoda; Sepiida; Sepiidae.
AUGCUCUUCUUUAUCCUGCUACUCCACAUCCUUCCCCUUCGUUCUACUACUCUUCUACAUUUUCUACUCCUCCUCCUUUCCCCUACCUUCUAUUCUUCUUCAUCCCCCGACUCCACCUCUUCCCCUUCGUUAUCCCACUCUUUUUCAUCCUCCUACUCCACCACUUCUUCGCUUCCUUCUCCAACUCUACUUCAUCCUCCUACUACACACCUUCCCGCUUCCUUCUCCUACACUUCUUCAUCCUCUUACUCCACCUCAUUUCUCCUUUCUUUCUCCCACUCUUUUUCAUCCUCCUACUGCACCUCUUCCCCUUCGUUAUCCUACUCUUUUUCAUCCUCCUACUUCACCUCUUUUCCCCUUCCUUCUCCUAUUGUUCUUUUUCAAAAACCUGGAUUUUAUUAUUUCACUUUUUCAUCAUUUUUCUGUUGCCUGAUUCACAUUUUUUUCUUUCCCUUUUUUUCAUUAGUUCUCUUUCUUCUCUUUAUUCAUAUUUUUAUCAUUCUUACUUUUCACCUUCCUUUUCACAAUCUCUUUUUUCUACAUAUGUUAACCACUAUUUAUACUUCCUUUUUUUAUAUUUCUCGUUGUAUUUUUGUUUUUGUCCUUUUCUCCUCCACCCCCGCACUUACUCUGAAGUAG